Molecule: messenger RNA, 649 nt
Organism: Cokeromyces recurvatus
Lineage: Eukaryota; Fungi; Mucoromycota; Mucoromycetes; Mucorales; Mucoraceae
Product: 30S ribosomal protein S6
Exons: 3
Coding region: 40-375 (111 amino acids)
Biological process (GO): translation
Cellular component (GO): mitochondrial small ribosomal subunit; ribosome
Molecular function (GO): small ribosomal subunit rRNA binding; structural constituent of ribosome
Source: RefSeq, a predicted model, not a curated record
UUUUUUUUUUAUCCUAAUAUUUAUUUAUAUAUCAACAGUAUGCCAUUUUAUGAAUUAGUCUGUAUAGCUCGCCAUAAUAUGGUUGAGAGUAAUUUAAAAGAUUUAUUAAAAACUUCAGCUAAACAAGUCAUUAAUCGUGGUGGUGUCGUUCGAGGUUUUGUAAACUGGGGUGAUAUGAAGAUUCCACAUAGAAUUAAAAGACAUCAAGAAUACUUUACAGACGGAAGAUAUUGGGCAAUGCAUUUUGACGCUAAUCCUUUAAUUGUUCAAGAGCUUGGAAAGAAGCUUUCAGUUGAUACACGUGUGUUGCGUCAUACAUUUAUUAAGCUCGGUGAUAAACUCGAAACUAUUAUUGAUAGACCAGAUAAGACAUAAAGCAAUCUUUUACAACAUGUAUAUAUACACAUCAUCAUCUAGCAAAUUGAUAUAAACAAACCCCUUUUUUUUUUUCUUAUGUGGCAUUUAUAGAAAGAAGUGUUAUUCUUAUUAUUACUAUUAAUUUACAUCUUUUUUUUUUUCUAUUUGAUUUGGAUUCUUCUUUUGUAAAUAUAUCGAGAGCUUAUAUAAAAUGAAUAAAUAUGAUUUUAUUCUGGUUGAAUUUACUUGAAGAAAAUAGCUCGUAAUUUUCUUAUGACAUGAAAGCCUUGAU